Messenger RNA from Engraulis encrasicolus (European anchovy), 1164 nucleotides. It is a transcript of the gene rbpms, whose product is annotated as RNA binding protein, mRNA processing factor. Gene Ontology annotation, molecular function: mRNA binding. The transcript is spliced from 9 exons. Bases 384 to 968 code for a protein of 194 amino acids. NCBI's taxonomy places the organism in Eukaryota, Metazoa, Chordata, Actinopteri, Clupeiformes, Engraulidae. The record is from RefSeq and is a predicted model, not a curated record.
GCUGCGCGAGGAGCGACCACGAGCCAGCCCAUACAAUUCCAUCCUUCCUAUCACGCUCUAACAGUCAAACGGAACGCAGCCAGUUUCAAAUGCGACUUAACCAAAACUAAUGUUUGGAGCGAAGGCAUCUUGCGAGCGUUUAGAUUACCCAUGAGGAUAAAUAUUUGGUAUUAGUGUUCCACUGAUCGUCUAUCGCAUUGAGUCGACAUCACCAAUGCGGAUAGAGUGAGAGGAGAAUCGCUUGGGUGUUUUAUUUUGAGGACCGCGCUCUGAGGGCUGGACUCGUUCAUUGUCUUCAGGCGGAACUCUCUCCAUCGCUUACGGACGCACGGGACACAGACUCAGACUGACGAGAGCUGGAUUGGAUAAGCAGUAGUUCGAAGAUGAACAACAAACCAGAAAAAGAGAAUGAAUUGAAUCACGAGUAUGCCAACCACGAGGAAGAGGUGCGGACGCUGUUUGUGAGUGGACUUCCCCUGGACAUCAAGCCCAGGGAGCUCUACCUGCUCUUCAGACCCUUCAAGGGAUAUGAAGGAUCCUUAAUCAAGCUUACCUCAAAGCAGCCGGUGGGGUUUGUCAGUUUUGACAGUCGAUCAGAGGCAGAGGCGGCAAAGAACGCCCUGAACGGUGUGCGCUUCGACCCAGAGAUCCCCCAGACGCUGAGGCUGGAGUUCGCCAAAGCCAACACCAAAAUGGCCAAGAGCAAGCUGGUGGGCACCCCCAACCCUCCCCCGACCCAACAGAGCCCCGGACCACCAUUCAUAAGCAGAGACCCCUAUGAGUUGCCUGUGCCCGCGCUGUACCCAGGCAGUCCUGACGUGUGGGCCUCGUACCCGCUGUACCCCGCCGAGCUGUCGCCCGCACUCCCUCCCGCUUUCACCUACCCGUCCUCGCUGCACGCACAGAUCCGCUGGCUUCCUCCGGCAGAUGGCAGUCCUCAGGGCUGGAAGUCGCGGCAGUUCUGCUGAAAAAUGUGUUCCUUUUGUGUGAUGGUGGCUAGGAGCGGCCUUGAUGGAGUGUUCCGUGGCUUCAGCAGUCCGACCAGGGGGGUUCCAGAACACUCUUCCCUCACAGUGGACCACUGGUAAACACACCUCCCUGGACGCCAGGACACUCAAGAGCCCUUCUGCCUCCAUCACACAAGAUCGUCCUCUCCACCUCCCU